AUGCAACUCACGAUCGCAUCCAUAUAUGCACCUAACAACUCCCAAACUUCCUUCAUUAAAAGAGCGCUCAACAAAAUUUCUAGCCUCCAUGUGGGACACACUAUUAUCUGCGGUGACCUAAACUGCACGUUAGACCCCGAAUUAGACAUUAAGCGCAUCGAAG
Pelobates cultripes (western spadefoot toad) is the source of this 163-nucleotide messenger RNA. Lineage: Eukaryota; Metazoa; Chordata; Amphibia; Anura; Pelobatidae. The record is from the annotation of a GenBank genome assembly.